Messenger RNA from Bemisia tabaci, 1812 nucleotides. RefSeq lists its product as uncharacterized. NCBI's taxonomy places the organism in Eukaryota, Metazoa, Arthropoda, Insecta, Hemiptera, Aleyrodidae. The record is from RefSeq and is a predicted model, not a curated record.
ACAGUUUUGAGUGACCAUCAAAUUGAGGUUACACCAUGUGUUAAAGGAACAAAGAGGCCUUGAACAUCUGCAUAUUUGGCUGUUGGAAGAAAGACACUCUAAGAAUUCUUGAAAUUUUCUCAGCCGUUCAUCUUCUCUUCCACAAGUGUUAACACUCACGAAGACUAGAACUCCCGAAAAAAGGAAAUUUUGCUCGUGAGAAAGCUCCUAUACUUUUUGAGUUUUCCAACAACACAAUAUCAGAGCAAGAUUAGGUAUAUUAAGAAAUGGAGGCAACUUUGCCGCAGGAAGUAUAAAACGCGCAUAUGUUCAAACGAAUCCGCUUUGGGCUGAGGUAUCUCUAUCCACGUCUCCUGUACAUUCGAGUUGCCAUAAGAUGAAACGCAGCUUGCGGAUUCUAUUCCUCAGCAUACUACCCAUGCUCCAAGUCUCCGGGUACCAAAAUUGCGGCAAAUGCUGUAAGCUCCCGGAGGACCCGAUGUGCCACGACCCCAGAUUAGAGGUCGUCUACUUGUACCAGGACCAAUGGCCGAACGCAUUCGUCAUGACCCCCUGCGGCCGGAAAUUCUCCUGCUACCCGGCGGGCAUCGACUCCAAGAACGUCAACGACGGAUGCAACGGCAAAUUCCAAGUCGCCCAACUAACCGACUGCGGAGAGGUCGCUUACCCAAACUACUGCAUCAACAACCCGGAAGGCGGGGUCAUCAGCAACUGCAACGGGACGCUCACAACGAGAGGCCUCAAACACCACUUCAUCAGCGUCCAAACCCUGGUCUACGACAAGAAGACGAACCGAAUGAUGUGCCUGGACGCCGGCCGCGCCAGGACCUGUAAUCAGGUCCUCCUCCCUGCAUCACGCGGCGGGAUAAAACUCGUCGUAGUCGACAUGUGUAACGACUGCGUCGCCCGAAUUUAUUAUUUCCCUGAAAACGUCGCGGAUCUCCAAAGGUCGUACCUCAUCACUCUGGCUUUAGAUCCCUGCAAGAACGUGGCGUACAUCGCCGAUGCGCUGGGGUACUCGAUCAUCGUCCUAGACCUGUGCACCGGGAAGUCUUACAUUGCGUUCCAGGACGAGACCACAAGGAACUAUCCACUCGGAUUACCUGUCAGUUGGGGUCAACCAGAGUACAGCAUCGGUAGCACGGGAGUGUGUUCGCCCAUCAUAUCGUCCAUUACGUUGGGCAUAACACCGAUGUGUCUUUCGCCGUGUGGGGACAAACUCUAUUACGCGGGCUUAACGUCGAGGAGGUUGUACUCCGUUUGUACGGCGGCUUUGCUUAACCGUACGCUAACGUUCGCCGAUAUCGCUCAAACCGUAAGGAACCACGGUGGAAGAGGGAUGUCCGAGGGGAUAACCUGCGACGAGCAGGGCGUGGUCUGGUCCGGCAGUAUGGAGAACAACGCCAUCUCGUUCCACAACCCCAACUGCCCGUUCGCCAUGAAUUGCAUUUAUAUCCGGGACCCCCGGCUUAGUUGGGUGUACUCGCCGAUCGCACACGAGGAUGGUUAUAUUUAUUUCCUUUGCCCCGACUUGCAAGGGAUUUCGUUGGUGUAUCCGGGGACGGGUCCAAUAGGUGUCGAUAGGCGGCAGAAACCGUAUGUUUUGUACAGGUUUAAGAGGCCCUGUGGGAGUCUUUGUGCCAGUUUUUGCGACCCGGCGACGCUCGGGUUGGAGGUUUGUCCGCCUGGCAGUUGUAGUUGUAAUGGUAUUGGAGUUAAAAGUCAUUGAUGCGAAUUUCGCUGAGAUAGGACUACACUGAAAAAAAAAUUCUCGGCGUUUUUACCAAGGUCCGUUGGUACCUUUACUAUCUC